GGGCUUUUUGUAAUCCGCGCGAAGAGAUGGACGAGAAUGAACCAUAAACUAGACCGUUUGAACCGAGAGGGUCGGCACGCACCGACCAUCGCUUAUGGCCUAUUUUGAAGUCGUGUGGUAAAUUUACAUCUGAAUCAUGCCUCCCAAGAAAGAUGCCAAAGGAGGCUCCAAACAGCCCUCCAAAACACCCAAGAAGAAGGAGGGAGGAUCUGGAGGAAAAGCCAAGAAGAAGAAGUGGUCAAAAGGAAAAGUUCGUGACAAGUUGAACAACCAAGUUCUUUUCGACAAGGCCUCCUAUGACAAGCUUUUAAAAGAAGUUCCAUCUUAUAAAUUAAUCACUCCAUCAGUCGUCAGUGAAAGGUUGAAGGUUCACGGAUCUCUAGCUCGUAAGGCUCUAGAAGAACUUCGCAAACAAGGACUCAUCAAGCAAGUAGUCAGGCAUCAUGCGCAAGUGAUCUACACCAGGAUAACCAAGGGAGAUGACCCUGUCUAAUGUAAACUUAUUUGUAUAACUUUUUUAAAAUAUAUUUUUAAGUUUAUAUUUA
Molecule: messenger RNA, 545 nt
Organism: Bemisia tabaci
Lineage: Eukaryota; Metazoa; Arthropoda; Insecta; Hemiptera; Aleyrodidae
Gene: RpS25
Product: ribosomal protein S25
Source: RefSeq, a predicted model, not a curated record